GGGUUAAGAGAUAUGUGAAUAAAUCUUUUGGAACAGUGUUUGCUAACUUCCGUUAUAAGCUAAAGAAGCAUUUUGAGCAAUUCUCAACAAAAGAGGAAGCAUUAGAAAAUAAACACAAAGAUGUUAGAACUGAAGAAGAAUGGGCUUUUCUGUGCACUUAUUUUUCUAGUGAAGAUUUUCAGAUUGUUUCAGAGAAAAAUUCUAUUAAUAGGUCACGUUUGAAAUAUCACCAUAAAGCAGGGUCGAAGUCUUUUAUGUCGCAUCAAGAACAGAUUGCUGCACAAUCAGGGGAGAUGCUAGGUGCAAUUGAACGCUUUGAAAUGGAGUACAAAAGCAUUAAAAAAGGUUGGGACUUGGGAGCGAAAGAAUUAUGGGAUCAAAUGGUUAAGAUGCGAACUGAGACAACCCUUCCUGAUGGGAAUCGAACUAUGAAUGAUGAUGAAAUAUGUGCAAAGGUUCUUGGAGUAAAAUCAGGCUACAUCAAGGGUUGUGGUUUCGGCCCUAGGCCUCCACCAUCUAGCACUUCUCGAUCAUCACUAGAUGAAAUGUCUGAGAAGAAUAAAGAGUUAGAAGAUAAACUUGAAGAGACCCAAGAUACUAUAAAGGCUCAACAAGAAAAGAUUGAUGCACAAAACGUGCUGAUCCAAGAAUUGCAGGAGCAAGGCAAAAAGUUUGAGCAGUUCAUGGCAACCUUUAUGAACCAACAAGCAUCAAGUUAGUUAUGCGUAUCUAGGAUUUAGUAUCAAUUAAACAAGUUCAUUGAU
Messenger RNA from Rosa rugosa (rugosa rose), 764 nucleotides. RefSeq lists its product as uncharacterized. NCBI's taxonomy places the organism in Eukaryota, Viridiplantae, Streptophyta, Magnoliopsida, Rosales, Rosaceae. Bases 255 to 719 code for a protein of 154 amino acids. The transcript is spliced from 4 exons. The record is from RefSeq and is a predicted model, not a curated record.